AGUUAUUCGCGUUCUUUUUGCCGAGUCUGACAAGCACAUCCUCGCCGGUUUCGUCUUACCUGUCCCGAGAAGCAUCUCGACAUGGCAAAUUACCACAAACCCGAGUCCAAGAGCAUUCAGGAGCUGCGGGACAUCGCCAACAAGUUGCGAAUCCACUCCAUCACGUCCACGGACGCCUCCAAGUCAGGUCAUCCGACGUCAUGUGCCUCCAUCGCCGAGAUCAUGUCGGUCCUCUUCUUCCACACCAUGCGCUACAAGGUGUCGGCCCCGAAGGACGCCUCGAGCGACCGCUUCGUCCUCUCCAAAGGUCACGCCGCCCCCAUUCUCUACGCUGCUUGGGCCGAGGCUGGGCUCUUUCCGGUGGCUGAUCUGCAGAAGUUGAGGAAGAUUGACAGUGACCUCGAGGGCCACCCCACUCCUCGUCUCAACUUCAUCGAUGUGGGCACUGGUUCCCUCGGCCAGGGUCUCUCUGUGGCCGCUGGAAUGGCCUACGUUGGAAAGUUCUUCGACAAGGCUUCCUACAGAACUUACUGCCUUCUUGGUGAUGGUGAGAGCGCUGAAGGCUCUGUGUGGGAAGCGCUGCACUUCGCCAGUUACUACAAGCUGGACAACCUGUGCGUCAUCUUCGAUGUGAACCGUCUCGGCCAGUCCGAACCCACCUCUCUCCAGCACGACAUGGAAACUUAUCGCAAGAGGUUGGAUGCUUUUGGCUUUAAUGCCUUGGUUGUUGACGGACACGACGUUGAAGAACUGACGAAGGCUUUCCACGAGGCUUCCGUUACUAAGGGCAAGCCCACUGCCAUCAUUGCCAAGACCUUCAAGGGCAAGAACUUCCCCAACAUCGAGGAUUUGGAAAACUGGCACGGAAAGCCCCUUGGUGACAAAUCUGCACCCACCAUUCAGCACCUCACUGGCUUGAUCAAGAAUGCUGGACCUCUUCAGCUGCACCCUCAGAAGCCCUUGGUCGAGGACGCCCCUGCCGUCAGUGUGAAAAACGUCACCCUGUCCUCGCCACCCAACUACAAAUUGGGCCAGACCGUGGCAACCCGAGAGUCCUACGGAGUGGCCCUCGCCAAGCUGGCCGAGAGCAACAAGCACGUGAUUGCUCUCGACGGAGACACCAAGAACUCUACCUUCUCUGAUAAGAUCAAGAAGGUUGCCCCUGAGCGCUAUGUCGAGUGUUUCAUCGCUGAGCAGAACCUUGUCGGCGUGGCCAUUGGAGCUGCCUGCAGGGACAGAACCAUUCCUUUCGUCUCGACCUUUGCUGUAUUCCUCACAAGAGCCUUUGACCAGAUUCGUAUGGGAGCAAUUUCUCAGACCAACGUCAACUUUGCUGGCUCUCACUGUGGAGUCUCGAUUGGAGAGGAUGGCCCCAGCCAGAUGGCCCUCGAGGACCUCGCCAUGUUCCGCUCUAUUCCAGGCUCUACUGUGUUUUAUCCAUCUGAUGCUGUGAGCUGCGAGAGGGCCAUUGAGCUUUCUGCUAACACCAAGGGAGUUUGCUUUGUCCGCACCUCCAGACCAGCCACUGCCGUCAUUUAUGCCAAUGACACCGUCUUCCAGGCUGGUAAAGCUCAUGUGGUGAAGAAAUCAGCCAAGGACAGUGUGCUGUUGGUUGGUGCUGGUGUGACCCUGCACGAGGCCCUGAAGGCGGCGGAGACCCUGGAAAAAGAGGGUGUCCACGUCCGAGUGCUGGACCCGUUCACCAUCAAGCCUCUCGACCAGGCCGCUUUGAUCCAGAACGCUCUCGAGUGUGGUGGCAAGGUGGUCACCAUCGAGGACCACUAUCCCGAGGGAGGCCUCGGCGAGGCCAUGCUGACCGCUUUGGCCGAACAGCCCGUCAAGGUCAAGGUGCUGGCCGUUCGGGAGGUUCCUCGCUCCGGUCCGCCCAACGCCCUGAUUGAGAAGUACGGCAUUGGUGCCAACAGCAUUGUCGAGGCUGUCAAGGCCAUCAGCAAAUAGGUCCUUAAAGUCUUAACACUCAACCUGAAGUCAUUCCAUUUGUCAUUCCUACUGCAAAUCAUACCUGUUGAAAGCAUUUAUCACUGAGGGCACAAAGAAAGCUUCGAGUCCCAGGGACACUUGAUUUUGAAAAUUUUGUUAUCUCAAUUGAUGUAGUUUUUUUAUGAAAGAUAGAAUUUAUAUCGUGCUGGCUUUUUGAAACAAUAAAAAGGGAUUUAUUUACUAUGAAUAAAUUAUUUUUAUUU
Molecule: messenger RNA, 2204 nt
Organism: Neocloeon triangulifer
Lineage: Eukaryota; Metazoa; Arthropoda; Insecta; Ephemeroptera; Baetidae
Product: transketolase-like protein 2
Exons: 10
Coding region: 82-1959 (625 amino acids)
Molecular function (GO): thiamine pyrophosphate binding; transketolase activity
Source: RefSeq, a predicted model, not a curated record